Durio zibethinus is the source of this 588-nucleotide messenger RNA. RefSeq lists its product as uncharacterized. NCBI's taxonomy places the organism in Eukaryota, Viridiplantae, Streptophyta, Magnoliopsida, Malvales, Malvaceae. The record is from RefSeq and is a predicted model, not a curated record.
AUGUCUUGUUUGAGCAUAAGGCUUCCUCCAGCCAAGAAGGCAUGGAAGAGCUUUACUUCAAAACUUCAAACCAGGCUGCAUAAACUUCACAAAUCCAAAGCUAUCAAAAAACCCAAGAAUAAUCGGCUGCAAACAGCUGCUUCAAAAACUACCAGGCCUUCACUUUUCCUGGGGCAACGCCUAAUUCAGCGGAACAGGCGACGUCGUGCUCUUCCUUUUGGCUACCAACGCCACUACGUCUCCAAAAAUAAAGCUGCUGCGCCUGUUUACAUAGAUAAGCUCUUUAAAGAGGCGCCUGUCACCGAACUGGCGGGGUUUAUUCCUGAUCAGCAAACAUCAGAGAAGAGUGAUGUUCAAAGGGAAAAGAAUGAGAAGCAGAUCAUUGAUCAAGCUGCUGCUGAAGAGGCAGGAACGAGCAGGGGAGGAGAAAAGAUGGUGGAUGAAAAAUCUAGUGUGGGAGAUGAUAUGUGGGAAUCGAUAGGAUUGGCGUCGCCUAUGCUGCACGGAAUAGAUGCAAGAGCAGAAGAAUUUAUUGCAAGUUUCCGAGCAGAAAUGGAGCGUCAGGAAAUUAUAGCACGUAAUUUGUAG